Camponotus floridanus (Florida carpenter ant) is the source of this 2350-nucleotide messenger RNA. RefSeq names its product SWI/SNF-related matrix-associated actin-dependent regulator of chromatin subfamily A-like protein 1 (gene Marcal1). Lineage: Eukaryota; Metazoa; Arthropoda; Insecta; Hymenoptera; Formicidae. Gene Ontology annotation, molecular function: ATP binding; ATP-dependent chromatin remodeler activity. The record is from RefSeq and is a predicted model, not a curated record. Gene Ontology annotation, cellular component: nuclear replication fork. Gene Ontology annotation, biological process: DNA repair; replication fork processing. Bases 144 to 2198 code for a protein of 684 amino acids. The transcript has 13 exons.
CGCGCAUGCGUCAAAAACCCGGUUAGCCUCGCAGCUGAUACAAAUAUGAAGUUUAUCUUUUUUAAUGAAAAAUCAGGAAAUUUAUGGUCUAGUCUCUUUAUGAAUACUUUAUAAAAAGUGCAUUUUAAUGUUUGAGCAGUGAAAUGUUAUUGAAUGCAUCAGAAAAAGAGUACAAAAUGGAUAAGAAAUGUUCGCCUGAAGAAAUUGAAAAGAAGCGUUUGCAGGCAUUGGCAAGGAAGCAACAGUCCCAAUUAAACACACAAACUACACCCAGAAAUAGUCCCAUGCAACAGCCAAAUCAUAAUAAUAGUACAAAUGUUAUGAGAUCAAUUAGGAAGAAUAAUCGUUUCAAUCCUAUAGAAACAAAAAACUUUUUCAGUCGAACUUCAGUAUUAACAGGCAAAUGUUAUAUGAUCAGCAACGAGAGAUUUGCAUUAGAAAUAUCUUCAUUUGUACCUGCAGUUAUUGAAACAUUUAAAACACUACCGAGUAGAGCAUAUGGUUAUUUGAAUGUAAAAUCUAGAAUAUGGAAUUUUCAUAUCAAUGAAUAUGACACUUUAAUGCAGAAACUAAUCCCUCAUGAAUCUAAUAUAUCUAUCACUCAAAUACCACAGACUAUUCUCCAGAUAUUUAAAAAAAGCUUACAGUCGGAUCACAAAAAUAUACUCAAACAGGACCUAUCAAAAAUUGACAAAAAAUUAGUAGAUAGUUUAAUGCCCUUUCAACGAGAUGGCAUUUGCUUUGGUAUAUCAAAAAGUGGUCGUUGCAUGAUAGCAGAUGAUAUGGGUUUAGGAAAAACUAUACAAGCAUUAGGCAUAGCACAUUACUUUCAAGAAAGUUGGCCACUUUUAAUUAUAGUUCCUUCAUCAGUUAGGUAUCAAUGGUCUGAAACAAUAUAUGAAUACUUACCAUCUCUACCUAUGCAUUAUGUUCGUCAUUUUACAAGUGGAAAAGAUUGUAUUGAAGAUGCUAAAAUCAUUAUAAUUUCGUAUGAUAUAUUAAUACGAGCUGUAAAUAUUCUUGAGAAACAUAUUUUUGGAUUUGUUAUUUUGGAUGAAUCUCACAUGUUGAAGAGCAAUAAGACUAUUAGAUUUCAAGCUGCUCAAAAAAUAUGUGUCCAUGCGCGUCAUGUUGUAUUGCUUACUGGGACUCCAGCUUUGUCAAGGCCGAUUGAAUUGCAUUCCCAAAUUAGUUUGAUUUUGCCACGUUUUAUAAGAUAUGAAGAUUAUGGUAUACGAUACUGCGCAGGGCAGAAAAAUGUGUUUGGUUGGGACUUUACAGGUUCUUCAAAUAUGCAAGAGUUACAAUUAUUGCUGAAGACCACUUGCAUGAUUCGAAGAUUGAAAUCUGAUGUGUUAAGUCAGUUGCCAUCUAAAACAAGGCAAGUAAUCAUUUUAGAUUCAGAUUUGAUCAACACUCAUAAGCGAAUGAACGAAAUGGCGAAAAAACUGAAAAAUAAUACAAGUUUAGAGCAUAAUACUCUUUUGCAAUAUUACACUGAAUCCAGUUUUGUAAGAUUAAAAGCAGUAUGCAAUUAUGUUACCAAUUUAUUUGAAAAUAAAAGGAAAUGCCUUUUGUAUGCUCAUCAUCAAAAUAUUUUGGAUGCUAUUUGCAAUGUCGCUGAAUCUAUGAAAAUAAAAUAUAUAAGAAUAGAUGGUAAAACUAAUUCGGAGCAGAGAAAACACCAAAUUGAUCAAUUUCAAGAACGGGAUGAUUAUUUGGCAGCAGUUUUAUCAAUUACUGCUGCAAACGCAGGUGUUACAUUAACGGCCGCGAAUCUCGUAGUCUUCACCGAAUUAUUCUGGAAUCCUGGUAUUUUAUGCCAAGCGGAAGACAGAGUGCAUAGAAUAGGGCAAAACGAUAAUGUUAUAAUACAAUAUUUGGUGGCGAGAAAUACCGCAGACGAUUACAUAUGGCCUUUGAUAAAAAAUAAGCUGCAUGUUCUGAAUGCGGCUGGUCUUGAUCAAGAUUUAUCGAUAGACAGUGUUGAUACGACAGUGCAGAAAAAACGUGGACAACAAGAUCUGACUUCCUUUUUGAAUACCUCUUUAUCGCUGGAAAAGCAGUCGCAAUCACAGGAAAAUAAGCAAAAAAAUGAUUCAAGUCCAGAAGCGUCUACUUCGACAAAUGAUUUUAAACAAUUACUCGAAAUCGACGAGGAAUGUUUCGAUUCCUGCAGCUGGGACGAUAUUGCUUAAAUGUGUAAUGGUUAUUAAAUGUCCUCUAUUUUUUUAUGAAAAAAAAAACUAUUUGCUAUGUUAAAUAAAAAUAAAAAUCUGUCAUCCUUAAAUGAAAGUUUAUACAAGUGUCACAGUAUGAGUAUGUUUUUUGAAAUUUUUUUCUAAAUUAU